Molecule: messenger RNA, 3407 nt
Organism: Linepithema humile (Argentine ant)
Lineage: Eukaryota; Metazoa; Arthropoda; Insecta; Hymenoptera; Formicidae
Gene: ema
Product: C-type lectin domain containing ema
Biological process (GO): regulation of autophagosome maturation; endosomal transport; endosome to lysosome transport
Cellular component (GO): endolysosome membrane; late endosome
Source: RefSeq, a predicted model, not a curated record
GCGCAACGCACUUCAGUACCAGCCCACACCUGACCUACGUGGGUCUUCGCUAGCUCCCUGUUAAUCGACAUAUACAAUAAAUUCAACGGGUUUUAACGUGUACAUCAGGAGUAUGUCAGAUAAAAUGAUUAGAGAUGCACGAUUCCUGAGUAACUUGUGUAGAUAAGGACAUCAAUGACGAAAUCUGAUUUAAUUUUAACCUAACGUCGGACGUUCAUAGUUCAUCAGUGUUGAGAGAAAAAGCGAAAGAGGAAAGAAUUUGGAUGGAACGCGAAUGCAGACACACCAGAUAGUCGAAGAUGUUUCGAAGUCGGAGCUGGUUCGGAGGUGGGCUUUGGAAGCCUAAAAAUCCUCAUUCUCCUGAGCAUCUUAAGUACCUGUACAAUGUCUUAUCAAAGAAUCAAACUGUAUCUGAGAACAAUAGAGGUUUAUUAGUUGAAACUCUACGCUCCAUUGCUGAGAUUCUCAUAUGGGGUGACCAAAAUGAUAGCAGUGUAUUUGAUUUUUUUCUGGAGAAAAACAUGCUUUCAUUUUUUUUACGUAUUAUGAAGCAAAAAUGUGGGAGCUACGUGUGUGUUCAAUUGCUUCAAACAUUGAAUAUUUUAUUUGAAAACAUACGCAAUGAGACAUCUUUAUAUUAUCUAUUAAGUAAUAAUCAUGUAAACAGUAUAAUAGUGCACAAAUUUGACUUUAGUGAUGAGGAAGUAAUGGCGUACUAUAUCAGUUUUUUGAAGACGCUGAGUCUAAAACUAAACGCACAUACCAUCCAUUUCUUCUAUAACGAGGUAAACGAGCAUACCAAUGAUUUUCCACUGUACACGGAAGCAAUUAAAUUUUUCAACCAUUCGGAAGGUAUGGUACGCAUAGCUGUGAGAACUUUGACUCUGAAUGUGUAUCGUGUUGAGGAUGCAUCUAUGCUAGCUUUCAUAAGAGAUCGCACAGCUGCACCAUACUUUAGUAAUCUUGUCUGGUUCAUUGGCGAUCAUAUUAUAGAAUUGGACACUUGUGUCCGAAAUGAUGCUGAUCAUCAGAGUCAAAACAGAUUAUCAGAUUUAGUUGCGGAACAUUUGGACCAUUUGCAUUAUUUAAAUGACAUUUUGUCUUUGAAUAUAGCAGACUUAAAUAAAGUUCUAUCAGAUCAUUUGUUACAUAAGCUAUUAAUCCCGUUAUAUGUUUAUUCUCUGAUGAAACACAAAAAUGUUCUGUGCCAAACUCAGGAUGAGAGGAAACACGUCAGUGUUGUAGUAGCACUUUUUCUACUUUCUCAAGUCUUUUUGAUAGUGUCGCACGGACCUCUUGUACAUACACUGGCAGUCGUAAUGCUUAUGUCUGACUUAGAUACAAUUCAAAGUGGGAUGAAUAGAGUUUUAGAAAAAUUUGAAACCGUAAUGUCGAGUAAAUCUCUCACUUUUUCACCAUCGAAAGAAACGUUGAAAAAAUCCCUGGAAACUCUGAGCAAAACGCUACCGUUGUCUGAGAGAUCUUGCGACGACAACGAAACAGGAGCGACUGAGAAUGCGAUUGAGGAACUGCAAGAAUGUAAUCAACCAAGCACAUCGUUUAGCGAUUCUUCAACAGCAAAUACUCCCGUUCUUAUAAGUACGCCAUUGGAUACAAGUAUUCCUAGCGAAGAUGAUUUAGAAGAAAUUAAGCAAUUGAAUGUGACAGAUGAGGAGAAAGAACAACGCUUGGCCUUAGAGAGCCCUUUGACACCGCAUCAAAGCCAAAGUGACAUGCAUGGAUCUUUAGCGAAGAAGCCAUUUUUAGAAACAAUAAUCAAUUCUUUAUUAUGUACGGAGAAUGAUUAUGCUGCAUUAUUCGCACUUUGCUUACUGUAUGCAUUAGCCAAUAAUCAGGGUAUAAGUCGUCAAAGUCUCGAUAUAAUUUUGUCUCCAUUUCAAAAUAAUACCUCUGUGAAAAAUUCAUAUAAUGAAUUACUCAUGGAUAGAUUGAUUCAUAUUAUAACAUUAAGCUGUCAGACAAAUGCCAAAGUAAGACUUGUCACAUUGGAGCUAACAAUCAAGUUGUUGACGCAGCUAAUGGUAUCUGAAGGACAAGGCUUAUUACGAGAAUCGCAUCUAACAGCCAUCGAAGCAGCGAAAGAACAAAGCACGUCUCUGCUCAAAAACUUCUACAAGAGUGAAGAUAUUUUCUUGGAUAUGUUUGAGGACGAAUAUAGUGAGAUACAGAAACGCCCGCUGAAUGUCGAAUGGCUGAUGAUGGACAGCAAUAUUUUAUUGCCUCCCACCGGCACACCUAUGACUGGAAUUGAAUUUAGUAAAAGACUGCCGUGUGGUGAGGUGGAAAGGGCGCGGCGCGCAAUAAGAGUUUUCUUCUUAAUAAGAGAAUUGUCUCUGACGCUCAAUAUGGAAGUGGAGACUCAAUUACCGUUGACCAAUCCAGCUAAUUGUGUACAAGUUAACAACGUUCUUGACCUAAAUAAUAGUGAUUUAAUUGCAUGCACCGUCGUGUGGAAAGACGGCCAGAAAAUUCGCCGUUUUUUGGUCAUCGAUGUCGUGCAAUUGAUUCUCGUGGAGCCCGAUACCAGCAAGCUCGGAUGGGGUGUCGCGAAACUAGUCGGUUUUUUACAAGAUAUCGAUGUGGCUGGUGACAAGGACGACUCAAGGUGUUUGCAUUUGACAAUUUACAAACCGUUAAACAGCAGCACGGGCAAUCGUAUACCAUUGCUGUCGGCUAAAUUCAUAUUUGACGAUCACAUUCGAUGUAUGGCUGCCAAACAAAGGCUGACAAAGGGACGAAUAAAAGCAAGGCAGAAAAAAAUGAAUCAGAUUGCAAGAUUGCUGGACAUUCCGACAAGCAUGCCUCAUUGUUCGACACCGCCUAACUACGCCUUACGCGGUUUACGACACGAUCGUGUAGCCGGACGUGGUCAGAGACUGCAAAAGGAUCAGAGGCCGAUGUUCACGGUGAACAAAGUUCCUGGGUUUGCCGCUCAAAUGCGCCGGGAAACUGUUAGACCAGUGGCAUCGUCGAGUUCCAAACGCGAUGAUGCCAAUUCGAACGAGAAGAUUCAUGAAAACGGUUUGCGGUCCAGAGACAGUUCGCCCAAGAUGCCAAGGCCGCGGAGUGAAGAGAUUCCUCUGGAAGACAUGCGAAUUCGAAAAGCUUCCCUCACGUCCAAUGGACUAAACGUAACGCAUAUAUGUUCAGAGAGAAGAGACAGUCAAAGUGCUACUUGCUCAAAUAACAGCGAGUCUUCUUCUAUCAGGAAACACUCUGAAGAAACGUCUUUCACGUCUCCGCAAGCGCAGGAAUCGAAGCCACGUAGGAAGGGUCAGGUGGAAACUGUGUGAUUUUACAAACAGCAACUCGACAAACUAGUAAUUUAAACCAAACACAUCUUUCAGAAAUUUAAAGUAAGAAAUUUUUUUUUAUUCGUGUUACUU